AUGACAAUUGCAACAAUCUACUCAAAACAUUUAAUUGCACGUCCGACCGAUUGGCAAGAAAAUGAUCAUAUGGUCGAUCCAAUUCUCGACGAGGAUCAUCAUAAUUUCGAACCAUCACCUUCUCUUCUCGACUUUUUCAACAAAUGGAAAAGCGAAAAGAUCAUCUUUGUUGAUCUUGGAUCAAUGAUGGGUGCGAUGCUCGGAAAUAAUGAACAAAUACAAUUUCUAAAUAAUAUUCAAGCGGCUUUUGAAAAUAAUAAUUGUAAAGCAGUUAUAUCACUUGUUGGUUAUCAACAAAUCGAUAUCAAUAACUUAUCCAAUACUGAUAAUAUAUUCUAUUUAAAACAAAUUAUACCCCAUAGUUGA
This is a messenger RNA of Rotaria sordida, 366 nucleotides long. The record is from the annotation of a GenBank genome assembly. Lineage: Eukaryota; Metazoa; Rotifera; Eurotatoria; Philodinida; Philodinidae.